Plectropomus leopardus (leopard coralgrouper) is the source of this 689-nucleotide messenger RNA. Lineage: Eukaryota; Metazoa; Chordata; Actinopteri; Perciformes; Serranidae. The record is from RefSeq and is a predicted model, not a curated record.
UCCUCCUGAAGGGUCUCCAGGAGCUCAUGGCGUCCUCGCAGACGGCAUCCGGACCGGGCAGUCCGUCGUCCUCCUCGAUCCAGAUCCGACUCACCCGGUUGGAGGAGAGCAGCGGAAGUCCCGCCCCCAGCUCUGUGGCGGCGCUGCAGAUUCCCGUACAGAUCCCGCUGCAGAUCACACACCUGGCUUCAGAUUCUUCAGCAGCAGCCAGCGACAGUGAAACCAUCACUUUGAACACAGGAGCCCUGCAGACCUUCGAGAUCCUCCCCUCGUUCCACCUGCAGCCCACCGGCACCCCGGGGACCUACUACCUCCAGACGACGUCCAAUCAGGGCCUUCCGCUCAGCCUCUCCACCAGUCAGGGCCUUCCGCUCAGCUUAGCCAAUAACAGCACGGUUACCCUGACGACGGGCUCCUCCCCCUCAUCGCAUGAACACAUCAUCCUUCACAGCCUGUCGACGGACGGCCUCUGCUCGAGCGACGGCGUCAUCAUCCAGACCGUCACCUCUGACUCCACCUCAUCAGAUCCUCUCAGCCAAUCACAGCUGGUUGUGGAGGCAGAGGGGCGGAGCCAAGACGAACGCCUCGAUGCCACGAGUCUCCUGGAGGGAUCAGAGAGCGUCGUCACGGAAACUCAAGAGCCAAUGACAGACGGCUUCACUGACACGGACAAGGUUUUUUUUUCCCCU